UGCUUUUGAAGCACCAUCUGGUACAAACUUAGAGCACAGUAUCACAGUAUACCUAUUAUUACUUAUUACUCCUUUGAACGGAAAUAUAGGUUCCCACGUGCUUCAACUUCAACGCACAUCUGAAUAAUUUUAAAAACGUUCAUGAACCAAGAUGAUAACGAGUUCAUGAGAUAAUAUAUUAUGCUCGCGUGCAAUUUUUAUAUUAAAAUUGAUAUAUUAAAUGCGUAAUGUAAUUUUCCUGUUCCUACGUAUAAUUCAUAUUUAAUCUGUAAAAGAUGCUCUAUAAAUAUCUGUAUAAACGUUUUUUAAACAACGGGACACAUUUUUAUGCACGUAGAACUAAUUCGAUAUCGGUUCGAAAUUCCGUGCACAGUAGGCCUGCUGUGAUUUUAGGAAUAGAAUCAAGUUGCGACGAUACAGGUUGUGGAAUUGUUAACAGUGAUGGAAUCGUCAUAGGUGAAGCACUUACCUCUCAACAGCUUACUCACUUAAAUUUCGGUGGGAUAAUUCCCACAUUUGCAAGAUUGUUGCAUACAAGCAACGUUACUAAGACUUGCGAGGAUGCACUAAGAGCUGCUAACAUGAAAUUAAGAGACGUUGAUGCUAUAGCUACAACUGUAAAACCUGGGCUUCCUAUGUCUCUUAAAAUCGGCACAGAGUUUGGGAAGUAUCUGUCAAAAAUUGCAGGGAAACCUUUUAUACCUAUACAUCAUAUGGAAGCCCAUGCUUUAACAGUUAGAAUGAAAGAGAAGGUUGAAUUUCCAUACCUCGUUCUCUUGGUAUCGGGAGGUCACUGCUUAUUAGGAAUUGUUAAGAAUGUAGAUAAAUUUUAUUUACUUGGUAGUAGCAUAAAUAAUUCACCUGGAGAACUUUUUGACAAGGUUGCUAGGAGAAUGAAGCUAAGAAAUAUUCCAGAGCUUAGUAAAUUAAAUGGAGGAUUGGCUGUGGAAACAGCGGCGAGUAAAGCAACGAAUAUCGAUCAAUUUUUAUUUCCGCCUGUAAUGACUAAAUAUCGUGAUUGUAACUUCAGCUUUGCUGGCGUAAUGUCUCGUUGUAACUUGUAUGUAGAAUUGGAAGAGAAACAGCAUGACAUAAUUGCCGAUAUGGUGAUCCCUAAUGUAUAUAAUUUAUGUGCCGCGGUCCAGUUAGGUGUUACGAUACAUAUUUGUCAGAGAACUCAAAGGGCAAUAGAAUUUAUUAAGAAACUGUCACUAAUUCCUGAAGAUAGACGUACAUUGGUUGUAUCUGGAGGAGUUGCCUGCAAUAAUUUUCUAGCUAAGGCAUUAGAUAUUCUGUGUACAGAACUCGGUUACAACUUCGUAAGAACUCCUCCUAAAUUAUGUACUGAUAAUGGAGUGAUGAUAGCGUGGAAUGGAGUAGAGAAAUGGAUGGCAAAUGUAGAUGUUAUCCGAGAUCCUAAUGAAAUUGAAAAGAUACAAGUAGAAAAGCGAUGUCCAUUUGGAGAAAGUUGGAUUGAAAGAGUGCAAGAAGCGAAUUUAAAGUGUGAAUGGGUGAAUAUUAAGAAAAAACUCGCUAUUUAAAAUAAACAAAUAAUAUUUUUAUACAUAUCCUAGUAUAUACAAUUCUUGAUUUCCUUUUUGAUUAAAUGAGCGUUGGUGCAUACUGUUUG
Molecule: messenger RNA, 1630 nt
Organism: Ceratina calcarata
Lineage: Eukaryota; Metazoa; Arthropoda; Insecta; Hymenoptera; Apidae
Gene: Tcs4
Product: Threonyl-carbamoyl synthesis 4
Exons: 5
Coding region: 276-1541 (421 amino acids)
Cellular component (GO): mitochondrion
Source: RefSeq, a predicted model, not a curated record